AUGGAGGAGGUUGAGAACUAUCAAGAAGAGUUUGGUAUAACGAUCAUAUAUUCAAAAGAGGAUGAGCCUCUUGGAACAGCAGGGCCCUUGGCCCUGGCAAUGUCUCAUUUGGAAGGUACUAGUUUUUUUGUCUUGAAUAGUGAUAUUGCCUGUAAUGUUGACUUAAAUGAAAUGAAGGAUGAUUUUAUGAGGAGUCAUGCGAUAGGCAUAAUACUGACAUACGAGGUUGAGGACCCCACCAGAUACGGUCUGAUCAUGACCGAGGGAAACCAAAUAAAGUCCUUCAUGGAGAAGCCAAAAAAAAUAGAGGGUUCUGGGCCUUGGCUUAUUAAUGCUGGCAUUUAUGUGCUUUCGCACGAGGUGCUUCGAUACAUCGAACUCAGAGAAAUGUCAAUCGAGAAGGAGGUGUUUCCUAAGUUGGCAGAGGCCGGAGUGCUUCACGCUUUUAAGUUUGAAGGAUAUUGGAUGGAUAUUGGCCAACCUGUUGAUUAUUUAAAAGGGCAACAAUUGGCCAUAGAAAACAUGGAAACUGACGACAUGCUUCUGAAUGAGAUUGGAGCGACGCCAGUUAGCCAGGGUGCUCAGUAUGAGCCUAGUGAAAAGCCCAACGGCAACGUUAAUAAAGGAUACAUUGACAGAAAGAACAACGUGGUGAUUGGAAGAAACGUUAAGAUAGGCUCAAACGUGAAUCUAAAAGAUUGUACGCUCUUUGAAAAUACCGUUGUCGAGAAUAAUGUAACCGUUGAAAACUCGAUUGUUGGAUGGGGCUCGCGUCUUCAGAAAAAUUGUAAAAUCUUGGAUUUUUGUGUUCUAGGUGAGGGAACGAUAGUCCAAGAAGGAAGUUGCCUGAAGGGGUGUCGUACUGAACCCAAUUCAAAAUUUGAAUAA
This is a messenger RNA of Vittaforma corneae ATCC 50505, 888 nucleotides long. RefSeq lists its product as uncharacterized. Lineage: Eukaryota; Fungi; Microsporidia; Nosematidae. Bases 1 to 888 code for a protein of 295 amino acids. Gene Ontology annotation, cellular component: cytoplasm. Gene Ontology annotation, biological process: biosynthetic process. The transcript has a single exon. Gene Ontology annotation, molecular function: nucleotidyltransferase activity. The record is from RefSeq and is a predicted model, not a curated record.